UGUGUUUUGGACGAGCGCCUCCACACCUCCACCUGCCCACGCACCGAGCCCCCCCACCCCCGACCCGCCGGGCGCACGGACACGGGAGGCCGGGCGCGCACAGGCGGCAGGGCCCGGGCCGCGGAGCGUCGAACCAUGGGCCUCGUCGCCACCGUCCGGAAGGAGUGGUUCAUCAUCGGGAUCGUGCUCGUCAUCUUAUCCGCCAAAGUGCAUCCCAGCUUCGGCGUCAAAGGAGGUGAGAGCCCGCGGGGGGUGGGUGGGUGUCCUCCCGGUGUCCCGCUCCCGACAGGACAACGUGGACUUAUUUAUUUACGUGAGAAAAUACGACACUUUGAACCGUUUCCAAACAUCGAACUAAGAAGUGGUUUAAAGCUGCGUUCGGACGGCGAGGUCACGGCGUCCAGGUCACACGCUCACAAAGUCUAUGUGGACGUUCGUCUUUGGGCGUCGGCGCGGCUUGAGCGUUCAGGCGUCGACGCUCCGGACGCGCAUCCAGGGCGUCGGCGUCAGAAGUCGAAAAAUCAGAACUUUUGGCGUCUGAUGCGUCGCGUCAACCAAUCAGGGACGAGUAUCCAGAGACGUAGUGACACAGAGGAGCUGACCAGCGCCCUGCUCCACGUCCGGCUGCAUCUGUUUGUCCAGAGCUUCACUUUAGUCUUCUUCCCCGUGUCUGUGUGGCUGCUGAUCCGACUGCUCGCCCUCUCCAGCAUCGACCAGUGGCUCCUCAGAGGUUUACAGACGGUCAGCUGUAUGCCUCCUCCGGUCUCGUCCGCUGUGAUUCUGACCAAAGCCGUCGGUGGAAACGAGGCCGCCGCCAUCUUUAACUCUGCGUUCGGGAGUUUCCUGGGCAUCAUCGUCACGCCGCUGCUGCUCCUGCUGUUUUUGGGGUCCUCGUCCUCCGUCCCCUUCUCCUCCAUUUUCUCUCAGCUCUUCAUGACCGUCGUGGUUCCUCUGAUCCUCGGACAGGUGUUCCGUGGGUUCCUGCGUGAGUUCCUGGAUCGUAGGAAGCCUCCGUUUGGGGCGGUGAGCUCCUGUGUCCUCCUCAUGAUCAUCUACACCACCUUCUGUGAGACCUUCAACAACCCCACCAUAGAACUGGAGCCCACCAGCCUGCUGCUCAUAGUACUCAUCAUUCUUCCGUCCUCUCUCUCUUUUCUUCCGUCCUCUCUCUGUUUUUCCUCUAAUCAUGUUUGUUUUUUUUCUUUUCUCAGGUCGAGCUCGAGUUUCAGUCCCGCAGACACAGUCGCCAUCGUCUUCUGCUCCACCCACAAAUCCCUCACUCUAGGCAUUCCCAUGUUGAAGAUCGUGUUCGCGGGCUUCGAGCACCUGUCCAUCAUCUCCGUCCCCCUCCUCAUCUACCACCCCGCCCAGAUCCUGCUCGGCUCCGUCCUGGUGCCCACCAUCAGGACCUGGAUGACCUCCAGACAGAAGGUAAAGCCCCAACACGGAACAUUUUAGACCUCUGGUGGAUGAGCAAACGAUGGCUCGAGUCAAACUGAAGUGAAACGUGGGGACAUGUGGACCGGGUGUUUGUGUUUCUCUGUAACUGCUGCCCAGGUCCUCACUUUGGUCGUGAACGUUCAGAUUUGACCUGAUCUCCAGGAUCCUGACGGGAUUUUUAUUUCAACUUUUGGCCCAGAAAUCAGAAAAAAAAAUUCUAUAAACUUUUUUCACAACGUUCAGAAGUGUCACACUGUAGGUUUGUAAAUGUGUGUGUGAAUGUGUGUGUAAAUGUGUGUAAAU
Messenger RNA from Boleophthalmus pectinirostris (great blue-spotted mudskipper), 1743 nucleotides. RefSeq names its product solute carrier family 10 member 7 (gene slc10a7). The coding region runs from base 136 to 1458 and encodes 440 amino acids. The transcript is spliced from 11 exons. Lineage: Eukaryota; Metazoa; Chordata; Actinopteri; Gobiiformes; Gobiidae. Gene Ontology annotation, cellular component: plasma membrane. The record is from RefSeq and is a predicted model, not a curated record.